This is a messenger RNA of Iphiclides podalirius (scarce swallowtail), 2286 nucleotides long. Lineage: Eukaryota; Metazoa; Arthropoda; Insecta; Lepidoptera; Papilionidae. The record is from the annotation of a GenBank genome assembly.
AUGACGUCCGUGGCUAGAAGGCGAGAACAUGACGACUCCGGCGAAUUUUCGGACGCAUCGCAGGACAUUGAGCGAAGCAGCUCCGCAAAUGACGGCGGGCCGAACGAAUCUGAUUACGACUCCGCGGGUAGCGAAUCCGAGCACUCCGACAGGGAUCCCGAAAGUCAGGACAAUGAAGCAGAGGCUGAGCGUAGAGUAGAUGACGACGAGGACAGAAGCAACCCUCAGUACAUUCCCAAGAAAGGAACUUUCUAUGAGCAUGACGAUCGUACAGCAGCCAGCGGGGAGGAGUCCGUCAACACGACAUCCGACGUGGCCUCCGAGAAGAAGGACGGCUCCGAGACGCCCUCGGAGCGGCGAAGGCCCCCGCGCAAGUCGGAGACGGUCAACCGUUGGUCACACGACAAGUACAACGAGAACGAGCAGAUGCCGAAAUCUCGCGACGAGUUGGUGGCGAUAUAUGGGUACGACAUAAGAAACGAGGAUGCACCGCCCCACGCGAGAAGGAACAGGAGAUACGGUCGCGGUCCCAACAAGUACACUCGCACCUGGGAGGAUGAAGAAGCAUACAGGCGUCAAGCCGCCGCCGCGCCACAUCGUAGACCGCCCAAUCCGGAGGAAUUCCCAGAGCUCGACGCCCAUCGGAAACUCGGCAAGAAGAGCAGGGCGCCCCGGCCCCGUUCCAAGUCGCAGCCGGCGUCGAACGACUCCUCGGAGAGGGGCUACCAGAUGCGCAGGGGGGGCGAGCUGCGCGCCUCCGCCAAGAACACCGGCACCAACACCAGCACCAAGCCCAAGCCCGUUGCCAAGCCAGUUGCCAAGCAGAACGCCGCGCCCAAGCCCGCCGCCAAGCCGCCAGCCAAGGAUAAGCUGCCGCAGCUGGAAAUCUCACCAUCACCGCCAACGUCACCAGCAAUAGCUCCGCUCUACUCUCGACGGUACAUGGCGUUUUUGUUUUUCUCAUGCUAUUGCUAUUGCUCCACAUGCAGCGAGGUGUCAGGGCAGCCGCAGCGACGCGUGAGCGCGGCCGUGGCUCAGCAGCGGCCCGUCCCCACCGAGCAGGCGAAGAAGAAGCCGCCCGCGCAGACCCCGCAGCAGGGCAGUGCGUUGACGACUAAACCUUCCGGCCAACAACAACAGGCGCAGCAACAACAGAAGCCGCAGCAGCAACAAAAUCAGCAACAACAACAAACCGGUGCAGAAGCCAAGUCCGGAGGCAGCAAGCGCUACAGCAGCCUGCGUCAGAGACCUCUCGCCGAGACGUACUCGCCUCAGCAGCCACAACAGCAGCCGCAACAGCCACAACCACCAACGCAACAACAACAACAACAACAACAACAACAACAGCCGCCGCAGCCACAACAACCACAACAACAGACGCAGCCACAACAAUCACAGCAGCAGACUCAACAACAGCCGCAGCACAGAUAUCACGGAGAAUACCCCGGCAAUGCACCUUCACAACCGCAGCACCAAGGCAGUCCGGUCCCACAGAUUCAUCCGCAGCAACUUAUUCAUCAGCAGGUGCAUAGAAGCGGUGGCGCCGCCCAACACGGGCCGUCGCCCCCCCACCAGCACCAAUCCCUGCCGCAGCAGCACUCUCAGCAGGUCCGCCUCGGUAUGAUGGAGCAACCGCCACAAAUGGUGUCCCAUCCCCACCACUCUAUGCACAAUAUACCGCCACAACACCCCAUCGGCCAACUGCAACCGACACAAGGCUAUGCACCGCCCGCCAUGAUGCCAGCUCAAUAUAUGCAGCAGAGCGGCAGCGGAGCUGUGUUCGGAGGGGCGCCCAUGUACGCCCAGGCCCCAGCCGCAUAUCCCCACCAGAUGUACCAGCACCAUAACUACGCGACGCAGGCCGGCGGCGUGACGUACUACAACUGCGCGGAGCAGGAGCCGCCGCCGCCGCAGCCGCGCGCCCAGAGGCGCCCAACCGCGGCGAUACCCAUCGUGCGGCCCGCACAGCCCGCCCACAACUCUGAAAGGCCAGCUAAUUCAACAGAGAAGGACAAUAUAGAUAGAAUCGUCGAGAACAUGUUUGUAAGGAAGCCUUGGCCUGCGCAAGGAGCCGACGCGUCGAAAGAGAAGUCGCAGGAGAGUAGAACAUCGCAAGAGCCGCAGAGCAAGGAGUCAUCACAGCCAAACAGUCUCACCUCCAGUUCCAUAUCGACUGACUCCAAGCCGGCAGAUAGCGGGCAGAAAGAGACGGAGGAGAGCAGAGUUGGGAAGGAGACGCAGGAGAGUGAAACAGUUGCGCCGCAGGAGAGCAUACCAACGGAAGCC